This is a messenger RNA of Mobula hypostoma (lesser devil ray), 3016 nucleotides long. Its product is annotated as alpha-(1,3)-fucosyltransferase 4-like. Gene Ontology annotation, molecular function: alpha-(1->3)-fucosyltransferase activity. Gene Ontology annotation, cellular component: membrane. NCBI's taxonomy places the organism in Eukaryota, Metazoa, Chordata, Chondrichthyes, Myliobatiformes, Myliobatidae. The record is from RefSeq and is a predicted model, not a curated record. The coding region runs from base 141 to 1181 and encodes 346 amino acids. The transcript has 2 exons.
GCCGAACUCCCGCCCGUCCUCCGCUGUGGAAGUGAACGUCUCUUCGCCUUUGCAUCCCGUUCCCUUACCGCUGCAGAGAGAAAAAAAUACGCACAGGUCGACAAGAAUCUGGUUCACACAGAUUUAGAUUAUGAAGAAUUAUGCGUAGAAGUUUGUGCCGACGGAUUUCAUUAGCCGCUUCCGCCGGUAUCGUGUUAACGAUGUACUUGACCGUGCGAGAGUUCCUUUUGAUCAGCCGUUCUUACGCUUUACGGGAAAGAAAUGGAGGCAGAAGCUCUGCCCCAGAAGUGACUGUGCUCAUCUGGUGGUAUCCAUUCGGCCGGAAACCCGAGAUCAAAAACUGCAGGACUCUCUACAACGUUCACGGCUGUAAUUUGACAACAGACCGACGGCUCUAUGUUCGUUCACAGGCUGUGGUCAUACAUCACAGGGAUUUGGAACGCCAUCUGCACCAGCUUCCCUCAGGACGGAGACCUACUGCCCAGAAAUGGGUCUGGAUGAAUUUCGAAUCUCCCAGUCACUCUUCCCGGCUAGAGAAACUAAACGGUAUCUUCAACUGGACCAUGACUUACAAACACGACUCGGACAUUUUCGUUCCUUAUGGGUACCUCUAUCCCCGAGAAAAGGGCGAUCGGAGGAUAGUGCUGCCCAAGAAAACGAAAUUAGUGGCUUGGGUCAUCAGUAACUGGAAUGAAAAUCACGCACGAGUUAAAUAUUACCACCAGCUCAAGAACUAUAUGAACAUUGACGUAUAUGGUAAAUCUGGUCUGGAUCUUAAAAACGACAAUGUUGUUCUGACAGUAUUACAGUAUAAGUUUUAUCUGGCUUUCGAAAAUUCGCAGCACGUGGAUUACAUAACAGAAAAACUCUGGAGAAAUUCUUUCUUAUCUAGCGCUGUGCCUGUGGUCCUGGGACCCAGCAGAGCCAACUAUGAACAGUACAUCCCGGCAGAGUCCUUUAUCCAUGUCAAUGAUUUUUCGACACCCAGAAAACUGGCCGAAUAUUUGAUGUAUUUGCAUGAAGACGAAGGAAGCUAUAAAAAAUAUUUCGAGUGGAAAAAGCACUACAAAGUGCAUCUGACAAAGUUCUGGGAUGAGCAAUUCUGCAAUGUGUGCAAAGCUGUCCAAAGUUCAAUAGGGCAAAACAAGAUCAUCUCAAAUCUGGACUCUUGGUUUCAAUAACUGCAGGUGCACAUUUCUGUUUCAAACAAAAACCUGGGUGCGGGGCGAGUACCGUGGAUUGUGGAAUCUGCAGCAUUAUUGCGAAUGUGCAAAACUUAAAGUGCAAUAUUGGACGUUUAAGUUUAUUUCUACGUACUCCAAUUCUUUAAGUAUAAGUUAUUUAUUUAUAAUCAAUAAUGCUGAAGUACUGCAUUUUGAUUCUAAAUUAAAGCCAUUUGCUAUAAAACUUGAAACUCCUGUUAACAUUGACCCUGCAAUGUUGACCUCUCAACGAAGAUGCAAUGUUCUUUAUAUGCUGUAAGGUCCCGGAUGAAAUUACCUGGCACCAGUUCACCCUUACAGUUAAUUGUGCAGGGUAAAUCCUCAAGAAUUUUUUUAUGUAACAUCUCCAUCCGCUUAAGGUUCUAUUUGGCAAAGAACAAAGACAAACUGAGAGAACUUGUUGCCAACCACCGCUCCACCUGACACUGGAAACUUAGAAAACUGGGGUUCAUUUCUGGAUUUCUCCUACUGCCAAGUCAUGACGUUGGAGUAAAUCUGGAGAAGUGUGCAUUACACUGCAACUUCUAGUAUCAUUAUAAUUCUGGAUAUUGUAGGGAAUCUGUAUCAUGAAGAUGGUGCAUAAACAGUAUUCUCCAUUAUUCAUAAAAUAGUAACUUGUGAAGUAUAUAAGCUGCACCAUGGAACUCUGUGAAAAAUUGGACCAUUUGUGCUGCUCUGCCUCUAGCCUUGCUAUAUCCAUUAAGUCUCUUUCCUUAUGACUUUGGAUAUUUAUGAACCUUGUGAGACUGAUAGGUUUACAAUGUUAUCAAUAAUUACUCCUUCUUCAGCCAUUGUUGGCUGGGAAAUAGAGUAAUUAAGGACCAUGUACUCUGCUAUCAGUGUUUUGACAAGACAAGCAGAACAACCAAGGGCUAUAAUAUUUUAGUAUUUUCAUUACUUAUUGAGUAUGGAAAGUAUUGCCUUCCAACUUGAACAGGAAUGUGAAUGGCAAAAGUGCAUAAGGUUCAAAUACAAUUAUAUAUUCUUACUUCACGUUUUUCAGUGACUGCUGUAAAAUAAGUAGUAUCUUGUUUUACUUAGCAUUUUUAUUGCUCAGUGCUAAAAAAUAAUCACACUGCUUCCCCUUGUAAAUUGUGAUAUUUUUGUUUAUUAAUUUAUCUGCUAAAUGAACUAACUGCAUUACAGUCCACUUUGGAUGAAGUAACUUGAUACAUUCAUUAAGAAAGCACUUUCAGAUUAAUGUUUUAUUUAGGACAAUUGCACUGACAAGGAGUUUUGAGUAAGUUCCAUUCAGAUCAGAUUUCAUACGAAGUAGAAAUACUUGAUAAACAGUAGUUAUGUACUGAGAAGCAUAUCAAGCAUCAGUCUUUAGAAAUAUGCAAUAUGGGUAUGUUAAGAAAUUGCAACUUGAUUCCAAUGUAACAUGUUUUUCAGACGAAUACAUGUUUUUGAUUACCUACUCUAGGUGUGGCUCACAUAUUUGGGGAAUUUCAUUUAAAAUCAUGGGGUGAUUUAUAGGUCUGCCAUAUAAGAUGUUUUAAAACCAACUCUCAUAAGAGCAGAGUUUCGCAUUAUGGCUGUGCAACUCACUUAAUUCUUGUAAUCAAAGAAAUGUUCCCUUUUUUGAUUGAUUCUACACAGUUUUCAAUUUUUCUUGCAAGAAUAUAAUACCUAAGAUUCUCUGUACAGCUCUAAAAGAAUUUUUUAUAUUGUUUAUGGUAAUACGGUCAAUAAAAAUAGCAAAUUGAAAUGAUAUAUGUUGAAUUUUGUAAAUCAAUCAUGACCAUACUAAAUACUGGGUGCUUGUUGUUACAGUGGUUCUCAAAAGCUAA